Messenger RNA from Didymodactylos carnosus, 2247 nucleotides. Lineage: Eukaryota; Metazoa; Rotifera; Eurotatoria; Philodinida; Philodinidae. The record is from the annotation of a GenBank genome assembly.
AUGGCAUUAAUGCAACGUUUUACAAGUACGGUGUCUGCUCAAAAUACCGCUGGUAUAAUACAUGAUGUGAUGAGUGAUGAUGGUGGAUCUAAAAUUAUUAAAGAUAUUACAGUCAUACAAAAUCGUGAUGAAAUGGAAAAACAACAUUUACACUCGUUAAAUGAUCGUCUCGAAGAUCUUAUCGGCUAUUUAGAUAGUCUUGAAUUAGCUAAUAAACAAUUGUCAGAUGAUAUUCAUUCAUUAAUUGAUAGUUGGGGUAUAACGGGAGAAAAUCGUUUUCGUCUAUUACAAGAUUUAGAUCAAACAUUAUCAAAAUUAAAAGAUAUUAAUCGAAAAAAAAUUAUUUUCAAUGUUGAAUCAAAAAUAUUUGAUGAACAAGCAGAAUUUCUAAAUCGUCUAAGUUCGAUGUAUAUUGACGUAUUAAAUUUAUAUAAAGAUAAAUGUAACAUUAUUAAAGAUUUACAAUUUGAAUUAGAAGAUGAAUUGAAAAAAAUUCAACAUCGUUUACAAUUGAGUGAUCAACAAGUAAAAAAAUUAGAUGAAGAUUAUCGAAAUGAAAUAGAAAAAUUUCGUCAGUAUAUGAUAGAAUGGUCACAAUUAGCUUUAGAUAAACAACAUCUUUUAAAUGAUAUACAAUCAUUGAAAGAACAAUAUAAUUUAAAAUUGGCCUAUAAUCAAGAAGAAAUUCAAGAAUGGCAACGAUUAUUACAACGUUUUUCACAUGAUUCUAAAAACUAUUAUAAAGACUACUUAGAAACGAUUAAACAACAAAUAUACAAUGAUUAUGAACAAAUGGCAAAAGAACAACAACAAGAAUUAGAACAAACAUUAAAAACAAGAUUAUCAGAAGUGCAGAAAAAAAUUUCUAUGGGAGUACCCAUCUCUGAUCAAAAUGAACAACAACGCCUAGAUCAGAUACAUCGUCUUGAAAGUAGAAUGGAAGAAAGACAACGGGAACACGAUCACUGGAAUAAUGAAUAUCGACGUUUAUUAGAAGAUACCCAACGUAAACGUCGUCUAUUACUAGAUUUAGAAUCAGAACAAGAUUCACAACAACGAAAAGAUUACGAUAAACAAGAAUAUUUAAAACAGUCAACAGAUAUAUUAAGACAAGAAUAUUAUCAAUUAAAAGAUGAAUUAGAUAGAUUAGGGUAUAAUCUUAGGUUUAGCGUUGAAGAAGAACUAAAAAUAUAUGAAGCCUUAUUAAAUUCAUUACAUCGAAAGAAAGGUGAAAGAAUUAAUAUUAUUCAACGGCAGGUCACUACCCCCGACAAAAUGACGAGGAUACCGAGAGAAAAUGAGGAUAGAAAUCGGUAUUCAGCAUUAGAGACACUAGUAACAACAGCAACGACUCGGACACCCAGAGAGAGUGAGGAUAGAAAUCGGCAUUCAGCAUUAGAGACACUAGUAACAACAGCAACGACUCGGACACCCAGAGAGAGUGAGGAUAGAAAUCGGCAUUCAACAUUAGAGACGCUAGUAACAACAACAACGACUCGGACACCGAGAGAGAGUGAGGAUAGAAAUUGGCAUUCAACAUUAGGGACGCUAGUAACAACAGCAACGACUAGUAGUUCAAUAGCAAAAAAGCAAGAACAUGAUCAUACUGUUCCAAUUAUCAUGAUUGAACAACCUAAUGGUGCUGUUCAUCGUUGGCAACAUGAUGGUCUAUCUCGGCACAGUUCUCCGAGUAGUGAGAGUGAGCGUCUACCGUCAUCAUCUUCAAGUUAUGUCGAACAACAUAAAUCGGAAAUGGAUACGGCAAAAUAUGGUUACGAACAAAAUCUGACCGAUAUAAAUAAAACAACAAUGAGAACAACUCGAAAACUUACUUAUCCAUCGCCUCAGCCUGUUCCACAAAAGUUACCGGAAAUUGACGAAGAACUAUUGCAGAAAAAAAUUCAUAUAACACGAAAAUAUAAAGGUAAUAUAUUGAUUAAAUUUGUUGAUGUUAGUGGUCGAUUUGUUGAAAUAGAGAAUACAGAUGAUUAUCCACGUGAUUUAACCGAUUGGUAUAUAAUACGUGAUGUGGACGGACGACGUUAUGAAUAUUAUUUUCCCAUUUAUGAACUCGAACAACAUACAUCUGUUCGUAUCUACGGAAAUUAUCAUCGACGAUCAGCAGAUGAUGAAUUUCAAUUGAUUGCCAAAUUUCAUGAUUGGGGAAAUGGGCGAAGAAUGGAAACACGAUUGUAUAAUCCAGAUAAUAAAGAAAAAGCAUUAUUUGAGCAAACAAUUCGAGAAUAA